Molecule: messenger RNA, 1777 nt
Organism: Oncorhynchus gorbuscha (pink salmon)
Lineage: Eukaryota; Metazoa; Chordata; Actinopteri; Salmoniformes; Salmonidae
Product: choline-phosphate cytidylyltransferase B-like
Exons: 8
Coding region: 91-1197 (368 amino acids)
Biological process (GO): CDP-choline pathway
Molecular function (GO): phosphatidylcholine binding; choline-phosphate cytidylyltransferase activity
Source: RefSeq, a predicted model, not a curated record
AUUGCAGAAGUGCAACACUGACAGGGUUGGAGGACGACCAGGUUGCCGAGGUACCAGUCGACAGGUAAACAAGGCAACAGAACAUCCAGCAUGGUGGGAAGGAGACGUGGCUCCAGAGCCACCAGGGGGUCACAGAAGCCCCAACAGCAAAGCACGGGGGGACCCCGCAAGAGGCUGAGAGAGCCAGCAUUAUUUGCCAAGGAAGCAGGAUAUGAGUCGGAGGUCCCUCAUGAAAAGCUGACCAUCGCCCAAGCCAAGAGAGGCACACCAGCAAUCCGGCCGGUCCGAGUCUAUGCUGAUGGGAUCUUUGACCUCUUCCACUCUGGACAUGCUCGCGCUCUGAUGCAAGCCAAGAACCUGUUCCCCAACACACAUCUCAUAGUGGGAGUCUGCAGUGAUGAACUCACACACCGGUAUAAGGGCUACACGGUGAUGACAGAGUCUGAGCGCUACGAAGCCCUGAUACACUGUCGCUAUGUGGAUGAGGUGGUACGGGACGCUCCCUGGACCCUCAGCCCUGACUUCCUGAAGAAACAUAAGAUUGACUUUGUAGCGCAUGAUGAUAUCCCAUACACCUCUGCUGGAUCAGAGGAUGUCUACAAACACAUCAAGGAAGCAGGGAUGUUUGUGGCCACACAGAGGACAGACGGCAUCUCUACCUCUGACCUCAUCACCAGGAUAGUGAGAGACUACGACCUCUAUGUCCGACGCAACCUGCAGAGAGGCUACACAGCCAGUGACCUCAACGUUAGCUUCAUCAGGGAGAAGAAAAUCCGUCUUCAAAACCAGGUGGAUCGUAUGAAGGAGACGGUAAAGACAGUAGAGGAGAAGUCCAAGCACUUUGUGCACUCGGUGGAAGAGAAGAGCCAAGACCUCAUCCACAAGUGGGAGGAGAAGUCCUGGGAGUUCAUUAGUAAUUUCCUGGAGUCGUUUGGUCCAGGUGGAGCGUGGCAUGUGAUCCAGGAGAAGAGUGGGCGCAUGCUCCAGGCUCUGUCACCCUACGCAUCGCCCGCUGCCUCGCCCCGUGGCUCCCCCGGCAGCAGCCCCACCAGAGGGCGUUCUCCAUCGCCUCCCUCCUCUCCCUCCUCUCAAUCCCCUCGUUCUCCUCGUUCCUCCGCCACCUACCCCAAGGGUGCCUCUGCCCAUCCCUCAACUUCCCUCAGCAGCAUGAGUGAGGGGGAUGACGACGAGAAAUAGAGACAACACUUUCCCUCAAACACUCAGUGUACAGGUAACUGCCGAAAUAAAGGAAACACUUGAAGAAACACUUGACUAAAUGAGAGAUACAGGACAAGGGAAGCUUGGUCUUUACAUCCUCAAAGACAUGCUUCUGUCAGCUGUAACUAUUUUGAAUGUGUCAAUAAUCACGUGUAUUUCAAACAUAGACAAAGAUAGAUUCAGAUUUUUGACUUUGUAGAUGUAACUGCCAAAAUAAAGGAAACAUUUGAGUAAAUGAGGGAUACAAAGUAUAUUGAAAGCAGGUGCUUCCACACAGUUGUGGUUCCUGAGCAUAUUAAACAAUUAGCAUCCCAUAAUGCUUAGGAUCAUGUAUAAAAAUUCCCAGUUGCCCAUUAUGUUGGCUAACAUGGCUAGAAGAAAAGAUUUCAGUGACUUUGAAAGAGGAGACUCAAAGUAGCAUAGAGGGUUAAAUGGUGUGUGGGUGUGUCUCAGUCACCUGAUCUCAAAACCAAUUGAACACUUAUGGGAGAUUCUGGAGCGGCGCCUGAAACAGCGUUUUCCACCACCAUCAACAAAAGACCAAAUGAUGGAAUUUCUC